AUCAACUUCCAGCUUAUUUACAGCCUUCGUGAGGCAAAGCCUUGCAUUUGUCGUGAUUUCUUCUCGUAAGUUGCGGCUGGGAAGCACCGAGAAUAGGCAGCCAUUUCUAGCUACCACGCUCAGCGUCUGUUGCCAUGCCCAGCAUUUAGAUCCCAAGUUCCUUUUUUCCUUUUCUUCACUCCCUUCUAGUUACUGUUGGUUUAUACCUGAACACGCCUCGUCUCUGAGUAGUUCUUCAGAAGCAAUACGGCUUUCAUGUCACCGCAAGCACCACAUCCACUGAAUCACGAACCUGAGACAAUGGUGAUAGACUCCAACGAUGAUGAAUCCCUCCGUGGUGUUUCCAUUCCCACUGAACGCCCCCCACUACCGGCGCAGAGCCCAGGCCCUCGUCGAGAUGAGGCUGGUGAGCAGGGCCGCUUCGGCGUCAGCUUUGAGCGGCCAAUACCUCACAUUGUUGAAAGAGCGCCAAAAGACUCAAAUCAAGUAACACAAUCCCGAGAUGAGCUGCAAGCCCAAGUGAAGGAACGAGAAGAGCGCUUGGCCGAGGAGAUCAAAAAGUUACGAAAUGAGCUCCAGGUGGAACAGCAGAAACUGAAGAAUGCAGAAGAAAGCUCACGUGUGCAACAGAAAAAGUACAAGCAAGCUCUCAUCGAAAAUAAUAAGCUCAUCUCACAGAGCCAACCCUUUCCUCUCGUGACCGACAGUUACUUAAUCAGCCAAGUCGAACAUUUGCGACAGGAAAUCCGUAACUUCGCCAUCCAGCACUAUGAUGGGGAUACCUUCAACGGCCCAAACAAGGGCAAUUUGAAUCCGGCCUUUUGGCGAAACUAUAUGGAACCGACCACGCGAACGUCACAUGCUUUCCAAGACUAUCUCGAUGUAUCAGAAAUGCGGCCGAUGAUCAUUGAAGCUUUUCUCUGGAGAGUAAUUGUUGGUGAAGUUUUCAACAAUUACUGGUGGGCUAUUAGGAUCCAAAAAACCCUAUCGAGAGUAGUGAACUUUGUCAAGAAGCGCUCUUCUUCCAAACCAGAGGACAUACGAAAGGUCCAAAUGUGGGCCGCCACCACAACAGAACUCGUUAUAGAGGCCCACAACCUAUCGCAAGACACCAGGGGCAUUGACGAGCAUCCUGAUUUAAAGAAAGACAAGCUGGUUGAAGAUAUAUGUGACAUAAUUGAACCGUAUUGUUGUUCCUAUGACUCCUCGCUGUUACACCAGCUUCGCCACAUACUCGAGAAUGCUAUAGCGCUGGAUACAGAUAUCAGCCGACAGGUUGCGCAGGUUAAAUGGGAAUUCCCCACGAUAGAUGAUAUGGUCUCAUUUGACCCUGAUACAAUGAACCUAAGAGAAGGCGAAAAAAUAUCUGCUACAUCAGUCAAUCGGGAGGUGCAAAUCGUCAUAUGUCCAUGCUUGAGAAAACGCGGAAAGUCGGAUGGGAAGGAUUUUCAGACCGAAAUCCUUCUAAUGAAGGCGAAGGUGUCUUGUGAGGCUGUCCCGGAGAGGAGGCGGUUCGGGCCACAUUAUAGCCACAGGUUUCUCGAUGCCUUUAUGUCUUCCGAAGAUUGGAGAACUUCAUUCGGCCUUCGCAGGUCUGAUCGUAGAGCUUGAGCAUGUCUUGUGGCCAUUGUACGGCUUUCUUUCUUUCUUAAUGUUUUUUGGCAGCUAUGAAUGUCUUCAUUGCUUAAAUCCUUCGCAUAUUGGCAACGAUAGCUUAGGUUAGUUAGCAAGGGGCUGGGAUGAAUGAGAGAGAUUUGACUCCGCACUGAAUUUACAUCGUUGGCUUCCGGCAUUUAUCUUACAAUCGACUGCUAAUACCUAAGACAAUUGGCCUACCGUGUUGAUGGGCGCAUAUAUCAAAUGCAUGUUCAUGAUAGCUCGCCGAUUUCGGUCCGAGCCUUCAAACUUCCCCUUACCAGCACCUCCAACGUCACAUUCAUUUUCUAUCAUCUCACCCUCUGCUACUGCCUCCCCGUCAUCCUUUUUCACAGUCUGCCUCUCCUGCCCUUCAAAAUCCUUCUUCAUCUGCACUAUACCGUUCUUAUGGACUGCAAUUCACCGAUGUCCCUCCAGUCCCUGCGUCCAGUAUUGAUAUACAGCAUACAACCGAGACAAAUGAUUUUGAUAAAGGGUUUACCAAAUUUGACUCGACGACCUUCAAAGGCCAGCCCUGUCUCAAUCCAUCCAUGGACAACGACAAAUACUAGUAAGGUGACAGUGGAGGUAAUGUUGUAAUGGGGCAAUCAGUUAGACUAAGCACCAGUAAGGAAAUUGCCCCACUUGUUGUCUUAGGGAAAGGAGCCAUACCCUUUU
This is a messenger RNA of Aspergillus alliaceus, 2313 nucleotides long. RefSeq lists its product as uncharacterized. The coding region runs from base 256 to 1611 and encodes 451 amino acids. Lineage: Eukaryota; Fungi; Ascomycota; Eurotiomycetes; Eurotiales; Aspergillaceae. The record is from RefSeq and is a predicted model, not a curated record. The transcript has 4 exons.